GGGGCGGGGUCUCGGAUGGCCGUCUGGAGCAGUGGGGGAGGCGGCAACAUUGUUUCAAGUUGGACAAAUUGUCAAGGGCUGAGCUCUCCUUGCGUUCGAUCCCGAGCUGGGGCUGCGGUGCUCACCCGGGCCCCCACGUCCUCCGCUCCGAGUGUCGGGCCCGCUUUCGUCAGGGUUCCCGGGCCCCGCUCCCGGGGGCCUGAGCCGCCUCACUAGCGCUCCAUGGAGAACUUCCAAAAGGUGGAGAAGAUUGGAGAGGGCACGUACGGAGUGGUGUACAAAGCCAAAAACAAGUUGACGGGAGAAGUUGUGGCGCUUAAGAAGAUCCGGCUCGACACUGAGACCGAAGGUGUACCCAGUACUGCCAUCCGAGAGAUCUCUCUCCUUAAGGAACUUAAUCACCCUAAUAUCGUCAAGCUGCUGGAUGUCAUCCACACAGAAAAUAAGCUUUAUCUGGUUUUUGAAUUUCUGCACCAGGACCUCAAGAAAUUUAUGGAUGCCUCCGCCCUCACAGGCAUCCCUCUUCCCCUCAUCAAGAGCUAUCUGUUCCAGCUGCUCCAGGGCCUGGCAUUCUGCCAUUCUCACCGUGUCCUUCACCGAGACCUUAAGCCCCAGAACCUGCUUAUCAAUGCAGAGGGGUCCAUCAAGCUGGCAGACUUUGGACUAGCAAGAGCCUUUGGAGUCCCUGUCCGAACUUACACUCAUGAGGUGGUGACCCUAUGGUACCGAGCGCCUGAAAUUCUUCUGGGCUGCAAGUACUACUCCACAGCCGUGGAUAUCUGGAGCCUGGGCUGCAUCUUUGCUGAAAUGCACCUAGUGUGUACCCAGCACCAUGCUAAGUGCUGUGGGGAACACAGAAGAAAUGGAAGACACAGUCUCUGCCCGCUGUGCUCCUAUCUAGAAGUGGCUGCAUCACAAGGAGGGGGGAUGACCGCAGUGUCUACCCCAUACCCCGUGACCCGCAGGGCCCUAUUCCCUGGAGAUUCUGAGAUUGACCAACUCUUCCGGAUCUUUCGGACUCUGGGGACCCCAGAUGAGGUGGUUUGGCCAGGAGUUACUUCUAUGCCUGAUUAUAAGCCAAGUUUCCCCAAGUGGGCUCGGCAAGAUUUUAGCAAAGUUGUGCCUCCCCUGGAUGAAGAUGGUCGGAGCUUGUUAUCGCAAAUGCUGCACUAUGACCCCAACAAGCGGAUUUCAGCCAAAGCAGCCCUGGCUCACCCUUUCUUCCAGGAUGUGACUAAGCCAGUGCCCCACCUUCGACUCUGAUGUCUUUCCCAAAGCCCUCUUCACCUGUGGUCUGACUUGACCCUGGGCCUUUUGGACACAGGUCAGCCUUCUGCUGUUUUCUGGCUGUCUUAGCACUCGCCUUUUCUCUUGCCAGCCAGUUCUGGGGAUUCAGAGGUGCAGGGAAGGGUUAGGGGAAAAGGGGAGAGGUUUUGGCAUUAGAUGCACUUAACCUGGCUUCCACCAGCUUCUCUCCCUCUUCUCAGUCAUUACUGAGAAGGAUUGGUAUUCAAAGCAAAACUGACAGUUUUCCCCUGUGUCAGGUUUUGCCAUCCCAAUGUUAAGACUGUCUCAUAAUUACCAUGUCGAGGGAAACGCUCCCAGACUCCUGCUGCCACUGUUUUGUGAACUAAUGAGCAUGAGCAGAAGCCUAAGUUGGGACAGCUCAGAACCAAGCAGGAGGGGGCCGUUUUAAUAAAUUAGAUUGAAAAAUAGACCUAAGCUGUUUGUACCUUAGUUUUAGCGUUUGGCCUCACCUAGCAAUCAAGGGCCCGGUUGGAGAAGCAGAAGAAAUGAUUCCCUCCAGUGCCCUGUCUACCUUCCCCAGGCAAGAAGAGCCAGGAGGGCACAAGGCUUGCGCUUCACUCUGGUCUGUUCAUCGUGGUUCACAGGGCAAGGUGAAAGACACUUGAAUUUCUCUUUUUAGCAAUCUUACUGUUUUCUGGUGCUGACGGCUAAACCCGGGACCUUGCCCUCACUAAGCAAAUGUACCACCAAUGAGCCAGAUUCCCAGCCCUCCUUUUGGAAGUUCAGUUCUUCACUUUUCAGAGGGCCUUGUUACCACCCUCCUCUGAGAGCCACCCUUCCCCCCUGGAGGGAUGCCAGCCAGGAGACAUCAUUUUGAAAAUGCUGAUACUUUUUAAAGGCUUUGACCUGGUUAGGUCAUUGGGGGAAAUUUUCUAUAAAAGAGUGAACAGUUAUAUUUAUACUUCAAGUUAAAGUAGUUUGGAUACUUCAGUGGUUUUGUUGUUGUUUCUUCUUUUUCCUUUUUUUUUUUUUUUCCUUGUCAGUGUGGAUGGACUUGUUGCCAUGUGCACUUUCAGAUUUUGUAAUUGUUAAAAGAAAAUAUUUCUUUUAUGAUUUUCUUCACCCACCCCCUGUCCUCCAGUGUUCUGUUAAUAUUAUUUGUAAUUUAGUUUGUAAAUUCAUUAAAAGAAAAUAUUCUCA
This is a messenger RNA of Mus pahari (shrew mouse), 2448 nucleotides long. It is a transcript of the gene Cdk2, whose product is annotated as cyclin dependent kinase 2. Gene Ontology annotation, molecular function: cyclin-dependent protein serine/threonine kinase activity; cyclin binding; ATP binding. Gene Ontology annotation, biological process: protein phosphorylation; regulation of G2/M transition of mitotic cell cycle; signal transduction. NCBI's taxonomy places the organism in Eukaryota, Metazoa, Chordata, Mammalia, Rodentia, Muridae. The coding region runs from base 223 to 1263 and encodes 346 amino acids. Gene Ontology annotation, cellular component: nucleus; cytoplasm; cyclin-dependent protein kinase holoenzyme complex. The transcript is spliced from 8 exons. The record is from RefSeq and is a predicted model, not a curated record.